UCCCCUCCAAAUUCAUGUGAUUCAGGUGGAUUCCAAUCCCCUCCAUAUCAUUGUGAUUCAGUGUUCCAAUCCCCUCCAUAUCAUGGUGAUUUUGUGAUUCAGGUGUUUCCAAACCCCUCCAUAUCAAUGUGAUUCAGGUGUUCCAAUACCUCCUCCAUCAUCAUGUUGAUUCAGGUGUUCCAAUCCUCCCUCCAUAAUCAUGUGAUUCAGGUGUUCCAAUCCCCUCCCAUAAUCAUGUGAUUCAGGUGUUCCAAUCCCCUCCAUAACAUGUGGAUUCAGGUUCCAGUCCCCACCAUAUCAAUCAGGUGUUCCCCCAU
Messenger RNA from Staurois parvus, 317 nucleotides. The record is from the annotation of a GenBank genome assembly. Lineage: Eukaryota; Metazoa; Chordata; Amphibia; Anura; Ranidae.